This is a messenger RNA of Helicoverpa zea (corn earworm), 962 nucleotides long. RefSeq lists its product as uncharacterized. The record is from RefSeq and is a predicted model, not a curated record. The coding region runs from base 64 to 804 and encodes 246 amino acids. Lineage: Eukaryota; Metazoa; Arthropoda; Insecta; Lepidoptera; Noctuidae. The transcript has a single exon.
AUUUCAAUAUCACUUCACUAUUUUUCUAUUCUUCAACUGUCAUUACACAUCUUUACAACACAAAUGGAUCCAAUCAACAACACCGUGAGUGGUUUGAUGGACAUGUUCCACAAGAGGAUGACGGAGUUUGAGGUGCGGCUUCAGAAGGCUCCAGCAGAUCCAUCAAAUACCUCAAACUUGGCUGCAGAGUUCACCGUCUUCAAGGAGUUCAUAGCUCAGGCGCUCAACAGUCUACAGCAGCAAGUUGAGCUUCUUGCCAGGACUGUGGACUCAAUGGAGAUGCGCGGACGAAGAGGAAUUUUGUUGCUGCAUGGUGUCCCCGAGGAGAAGGAUGAAGACACCGCAAAGGUAAUUGUUGGAGUUGUCAAGGACCGCUUUAGGAUCCAUAGUUUUGCUGAAGAUGACAUUAAGCGAUGCCACAGAAUGGGAAGGUCUUCAUCCACUACAAAACCAAGGCCUAUCCUAUUUAAGCUUCGGGAUGUUGCUGUCCGAAACAAUAUUUGGUUUGAGAAAACAAAACUAAAAGGCACCGGCAUCACUGUCUCAGAGUUCUUGACCAAACCUCGACAUGACCUGUUUAUGGCUGCACGGAAGAGGUUUGGGGUGACGAAGUGCUGGACGAGGGAUGGGUGUAUUUAUGUAUUGGCACCCAAUGGCUCACGGCAUCGCGUCACAUCGUCUACGGAACUGAGCUCUAUACUGUCCCGUGGUGGCACCAAGUCCCCUGAAGCGGCAUCUACCAACGCUCCGCAGAAGCCCAUCAUCACCAGCAGGCCCAAGCGUGCUGCUGCUAUUAAAAAGUGAAGUGUUUUUCACCCCCUGAUAAUGUGUUAAGUCCGAGUAAUACUAGUUAGUUUUUUCUUCAGUUCUUUUCUUGUUGUAAGUACCCACUUUCUUUUAAAUGUACUUCUUUUUCUUUUCGUUUUAAUCUUGUUGCACUAUUAUUUGUCUUUCAUUAUAGA